Wasmannia auropunctata (little fire ant) is the source of this 4244-nucleotide messenger RNA. It is a transcript of the gene mle, whose product is annotated as dosage compensation regulator. The record is from RefSeq and is a predicted model, not a curated record. Gene Ontology annotation, molecular function: double-stranded RNA binding; 3'-5' DNA helicase activity; ATP binding. Gene Ontology annotation, biological process: regulation of mRNA processing; positive regulation of transcription by RNA polymerase II. Gene Ontology annotation, cellular component: ribonucleoprotein complex; intracellular anatomical structure; nucleolus. The coding region runs from base 193 to 3924 and encodes 1243 amino acids. NCBI's taxonomy places the organism in Eukaryota, Metazoa, Arthropoda, Insecta, Hymenoptera, Formicidae. The transcript has 9 exons.
GUUUCGAUUAGGUCAGGUUAGAUUGUAAAUUAACUCACGGCGUUGUCUCUCCAUCGUCUCUUUAACACCGCUCCUUUUACAAUGGAAAUGUAAAUACGAGACGUUUGCUUCAUUAUCAUUUAUUAUUCCUUUGCUUACAAUAGAAGGAGCAUUAACCCCUCGAGAACAGUGACAAGGGCGAAAGAUUCGAGAAUGGGCGAUAUAAAAUCCUUUUUUCACCAGUGGUGUGCGAAAAACGGCAAAGAGCCGCAAUUUGACGUUAGGCCAACAGGACCAAAGCACAGGCAGCGCUUCCUCUGCGAGCUGCGAGUACCCGGCUUCGACUACGUCGGGGCGGGGAACUCGACCAACAAGAAGGACGCGCAGGGGAACGCCGCGAAGGAUUACGUUAACUACUUGGUGCGUACGAAUCGCGUGAAUCCGGGCGACGUGCCGAAGGACACCUCGGCGCCGCCGGCGAUGGCGCCAGACAGCGCUGUUAAGAACGACGUCCCGAUGCCGGCGAUGAGAUCGGUGUUCCAAGGCGGCAUGGGGCCGAACGACAUCGGCCAGGCGUACAGGCCGUACAACGAGCGCGGCCAGAGUAAUUACACGUACAUGGACAGGUUGGCCGAUCAGAAGAGAGUGGAAGACGCGGAGGAUGUCGACGUGAACUCCGGGAUACACGGCAAUUGGACGAUAGAAAACGCCAAGUCCAAGCUCCAUCAGUUUAUGCAAACUAACAAAAUUAAUGCCGAUUACAAAUAUACUCCGGUCGGUCCGGAUCACACGAGGAGUUUUAUGGCAGAAAUGACACUUUAUAUUAAGCAACUUGGACGAAGUAUAACUGGCCGCGAAACUGGAUCAAACAAACAAACAGCUUCAAAGAGUUGUGCUUUAUCUAUUGUUCGCCAACUGUAUCAUCUAGGUGUAAUUGAAGCAUUUAGUGGUACAUUAAAAAAAAAUAAGGACGCUGAGCAAAUGAAACCUUAUCCUGUCAAAAUUUCGCCAGAACUGGAGACUCAGAUUCACGAUGUUCUAAUGAGCUUGGAAAUAAAGCCAAUUGAUAUUCAGCCAUUUUUUGUAAAAGAAGAAAACACAUCUGCAAUAAAAGAUCAAAAUGGUCCAUCAACUACUGGCGUAUCUUUGUUGACAAAUCAAGUUUUGGAUGAUUUCAUAUCUUCUGUACCGCAACCCGCCGGUGUCGUAAGCUGGUCUCCACCUCAGCCAAAUUGGAAUCCAUGGACGGGAUGCAAUAUAGAUGAAGGACCAUUGGCGACAACGUCUCUGGAUCGGCUGUCAGAAGAUUUGAUGAACGAACAGCGUGACAAGCUGCAGCAAGAUUCCAGUUUGCAAGCGAGCAUCAAGGACAGAUCGAGUCUGCCCGUUUUUACCAAGAAAAACGAGAUCAUGAAUGCGGUUAAUGAAAAUCCGAUUAUUAUCAUACGCGGUAACACGGGCUGCGGUAAAACCACGCAGGUUUGCCAAUUCAUUCUGGACGAUUAUAUCGCAUCCGGCCAAGGUGCGUACUGCAGCAUAGUUGUCACACAGCCCAGAAGAAUCUCGGCCGUGUCCGUGGCCGAUCGUGUUGCUAUCGAGAGAUGCGAGACUCUGGGACAGUCGAUCGGAUAUUCCGUGAGAUUUGAAUCGUACUUGCCGAGGCCCUACGCCAGCAUAAUGUUUUGUACUGUCGGUGUGCUCUUGAGAAAGCUCGAGGGCGGCCUUAGGGGCGUGUCACACGUUAUCGUCGACGAAAUUCACGAGCGAGAUGUCAAUUCGGACUUUAUCAUGGUGGUACUCAGAGACAUGAUCCACCUUUAUCCCGAUCUCAGGAUUAUCCUCAUGUCGGCCACAAUCGACACGACGUUGUUCAGCGAGUACUUCAACAACUGUCCCGUGGUGGAGAUCCCCGGCAGAGCGUAUCCCGUCCAGCAAUAUUUCCUGGAGGAUUGUAUACAGUUGACGAAUUUCGUUCCGCCUACAAGUUCUGGGAAACGCAAAUCCAAGGAUUCGGACGAGUUUCCGAUGACGGAUGGAGAGCCGGAAGAAAAUCUAAACAAAGUCAUCGGCAAUAAUUACUCUAUCGAAACGAAAAACGCUAUGGCGCAGUUAACGGAGAAAGAGAUAAGCUUCGAGUUAAUAGAGGCGCUACUUAUGUACGUAAAAAAUCAGGAGAUCCCGGGUGCUGUGCUGAUCUUCCUUCCCGGUUGGAAUUUGAUAUUCGCCUUGAUGAAACAUCUUCAGCAACAUCCUGUCUUUGGCGGAGGGUCUUAUCUGAUUAUUCCGCUACACUCGCAAUUACCGAGAGAAGAUCAACGUAAAGUCUUUGAUCCCGUACCAUCAUUUGUGACGAAGAUUAUCUUGUCCACAAAUAUUGCAGAAACUUCGAUCACGAUCAACGAUGUCGUCUACGUCAUAGAUUCUUGCAAAGCCAAGAUGAAGCUGUUCACCUCGCAUAAUAAUAUGACUAAUUACGCGACCGUUUGGGCCAGUAAAACGAAUCUGGAACAACGCAAGGGUAGAGCGGGCCGCGUUAGACCCGGCUUCUGUUUCCAUCUGUGCUCGAAAGCUCGAUUCAACAGGAUGGACGAGCACAUGACGCCGGAAAUGUUCAGGACGCCUCUGCACGAGCUGGCGUUGAGCAUCAAGUUGUUAAGAUUAGGCAAUAUCGGCCAAUUCUUGUCGAAGGCGAUCGAGCCGCCUCCCAUUGACGCCGUGAUCGAAGCGGAAGUCGUGUUAAGAGAAAUGAAGUGCUUGGAUAAAAACGACGAAUUAACGCCUCUCGGCAAGAUUCUGGCGCGUUUACCUAUAGAGCCGCGGCUGGGAAAAAUGAUGAUCCUAGGCUGCAUGUUCCGCGUUGGCGACGCGCUCUCGACGAUGGCCGCGAACAGCACCACUUUCCCGGAGGUGUACAACAUGGGCCCGGACGUGAGAAGGUUGACCACUCAGCAAAAGUGGUUCGCCGGUGCCAGAUUUAGCGACCACGUCGCGAUGUUCCACGCUUUUCAAGCGUGGGAGGAAGCGAGAGCUAACGGCGAAUGGGCAGAACAGACGUUCUGCGACUCGAAAAGCCUGAGUCUACCGACUUUGCGAAUCACCUGGGAAGCUAAGAAUCAGCUGCAAGCGCUAUUGCAGAGCGCCGGUUUUCCCGAGGAGACUCUGUGCCCCACCCCGUUAAAUUAUCAAGCGAGCGCGGACCCGCGUCUCGAUACCAUCACCGCGCUACUGUGCAUGGGCCUGUACCCCAAUGUGUGCUAUCACAAGGAGAAGCGGAAGGUUCUCACUACGGAAUCGAAGGCCGCGCUGAUUCACAAGACGUCGGUGAAUUGCAGUAACUUCGAGCAGAACUUUCCGUUCCCGUUCUUCGUGUUCGGUGAAAAGAUUCGCACGAGAGCCGUGUCUUGCAAACAGAUGACCAUGGUGUCUCCUAUACAUCUGUUGCUGUUUGGAUCGCGGAAGGUAGAAUAUGUGGACGACGUGAUUAGAUUAGACAACUGGAUCAACUUAGACAUGAAUCCGCAACACGCAGCGGCUAUAGUUGCUUUGCGACCCGCUCUAGAGAGUCUCGUGGUUCGGGCAUCCAAGGAUCCGGAAACGAGCUUAGAAUUGAGUCCAACCGAAGAAAAGGUGUUGAGCGUGAUUAAGGCGUUAUGCAGCAUGAACGCUUGUCGUCACGAGCUGGAACCGAUAACCGGCGGUGGUUUCCAACCGCGAAAGAGGGAACACGUACCGAUUUAUCGCUCCAAUUAUAACAAUCCUCCGAAAAUAAUGCGAGGAAGCGGCGGUUACCACGGUCCGACCUCGAAUAACGAGUCCUACGGCGAGGGUAGCGGUUUCAGGGGCGGUCACCGCGGCGGUGGUUACAGAGGAGGCUACAACAACAAUAGGGGAUAUGGUCGGGGUGGAAACUGGAACGGCGGUGGCGGAUUUCGCGGACGUUACUAAUUAAUAUUUUGUUCUCUACAUUGUAAUUAUCGUAUUGCUGUUAUACUUUAGACCAGUGCUGUUCAAGAUUUGUAAUGCUGGAUAUUGAUUUUGAAAUAUGUGUUUACCUACGGUUUCUGUUUUUAUCUCCAGCAAGAAAAAGAAAGGCAAUAAGCAUAAAUACCGAUGUACUUCAAAUUAAUAGCCUAGAAUUAUAAAUCAGCUCUGUUUUAAAUUGUAUGAACUGCUUUAGGUAUAUAAGUUCAUGUUGAUAUUACAUAAUUAUAUAAUAAUGUAAUAAGGUGACAGAUGAUAAUAUUUAAUUUCAUGUAAUGUAUAGA